Copidosoma floridanum is the source of this 3780-nucleotide messenger RNA. Its product is annotated as cilia- and flagella-associated protein 65. The record is from RefSeq and is a predicted model, not a curated record. NCBI's taxonomy places the organism in Eukaryota, Metazoa, Arthropoda, Insecta, Hymenoptera, Encyrtidae.
AUGAACUAUCCACAUGCCAAAUACAUUGAAGUCGACUUUGGCGAGGUGGAGGUGGGGGUGACAAACAUCAAAUCAAUCAGAGUCGUUAAUCGAUGCAACGUGAGACAGUCAUACUACGUUCAACGAGAUUCAGCGAGCAACCCUUUGGACUGCGUUUUCCACAUGUUCGAGUACAGCUGGUCUCUAGACUCGUGCGGCUCUUACGUGUGCGACAUAAGCUACAGGCCCAUUCUGCCAAACAGAAAAUACGUCGAUUACUUUUUCAUCAUAGACACGUAUGGCUGCUGCAACGAGAUUUUUGCUUUUGGAAGGUCCGCCGGUCCGGACGUCACCGUGUCCCCGAACAGGUUGAUUCUGGUGUGCAACGACGAGUGCUGCGUCUCGCAGAAGAGCUUCAAAUUGACAAAUCGCUCGAGCUGCCCUGCAAAGUUUACGUUCGACAUCGACGUGGCCCAGUGCCCUUUCCAAAUCAGCAAGACCAGUGGAGUCGUAACGGCAGCCUCGAGCAAGUCUUUCAGCGUUUCUUUUCGGUCCACCAGCCUUGGGAUCCACAAGUACCGUCUGACCUGUCUCGUACUGAAUCAAGCCCCGCUCGUUCUCGAGUUGUACGGCAUCUGCGGCUGCGCCCUCGACAAAGAGUACAUCAGUUGCAUCACAUCCAAGAUCGAGGAUGCCGAAGGACCCAAGUUCACGGACAGCUUCGCAGACUACAUGAGCGACGUCACCACGGCCAUCAAGACCGAUCCUCCGGCGAUUUCCUUGUCCGAUGUUUUCUUGGAUUUCGGCCACGCCAAAGUCGGCCCGGAGAGUUGUGGGAAAAGACCACCGCUGACCACUUCUCUCACCAACCACACCAACUUUGGCCUGCUCGUCCUGUGGGAGGAGGACGUGUCCGGAGUGUUCCACGUGCAUCCCCAGGAGGCAAAGAUGCUGGCCAACCAGUCGAUCGUCUUCGAGGUCCGGUUCGAUCCGCUCGAGGUGCGCGCCUUGUACUCGAGGGAGCUGGUCGCCCGCGUCUUUCGACUGCCCUGCUGCCCGUCGCUCGUCAAAUCGACGCACCACCACGAUCUGCUUCUGAACGUCGUUCCCGACAUCGUUGAUAUUCGGCUCAUCGGUCACACUUACGGUAGAAGCUCGAACGACUGGCUGCCGCAGUACGAGGUCCCAGAAACGGUGAUAAUGCCGGCUUGCGAGCCGGCCACGCCAGCUUACGCGACGUUUAUUGUAAAGAACUUUGGAAAGCAGUCCCUCAUGUUCCGCUUCGUUCCGCCGGCUACGUCUCAUUACGCCAUCAAGCCGAUGAUGGGGCUUGUCACCGCCGAACAGGAACACCGAGUGAUAGCGGUGCAGCUGUUUGCUGAGUCGGAGGGUAACCACGCGCACGUCGAACGCUGGGCUUGUUGGCUCAACGGUAGCCCCUCUAACGAGAUCCACAUCGACCUUCACGGCUUUGCCGAACGUCCCGAGUUGAUUUUCGGGCACGAGAACCGCGUCGUCUUCGAUCCGGUCCACGUGAAUUGCCGAGAAAGCCUUAAGGUACCGGUGCGUAACUCGACGCGACACACUGUCAGAUUUGAGUUGUGCCGGUUGAGCUUGCCGGAGGAGUUGAGCGUAGAAAAAACGAGCGGAACGGUGGAACCGAACGAAACGGUCUUUUUCGACUGGCUUUUCCAGCCCGGUAGAGCUCAAGUUUAUGAUUUCGGCCUAACUUGUCGACUGGCUACAAUUUCUGAUGGUAAAUCCCGCGAGUUGGAGAUUUUGGUCUCAGCAACCAGCGCGGAAGGAACUCUCAUGGCUGUACCCGAAGAUUUGGAUCUCGGCGUACUGGAGUACAACGAGUUGGGAGAUGCGCAGUUUACGAUAUUCAACUUCAGUCCGGUCACGAUCCAUUUUCUCGUGGCUCUCCAGGGAACAGGGGAUCCGGAGAACCAGCGGGACGUGAAAAUUUCGCAGGUACGGGGCUCCGCGCGUCCGGGCAAGAGCGAGAAAUUUAGGGUCUCGGUGACUCCUACGCGACCCGGCCGGCAUGAAUUGGUCGUCGAGUACUUUGCAAGACCCAGUGCGACGGACGAUGAUCCGAUAUGCCUGUCCCAGCCCAAGCAUCUCUGCAAACUCUCCUACUCCUGCUACUUGUCUGUUUUCCAGGUCAAAGACUUGCUGUACCAAGCGAAUUCAAAUAAGAAUUUGAGUAAACUCUCAUUGUGGAAAUCUCUGAACAUAGACAAUUUGAAUUGCGCGUUAAAAGACUUGCUGCCUCACCAGGAAGCUUUGAUCGGCAUGACUUUACCGUUCGAUUCACUGUAUGAGAACGAAAGGUUGGUUAUCAAACUAUUGGUAGUUAACACGAAUCCCGUGAAGCCGAACGAAAGGUGCACAUUAUCGAUCGAAGUAACAAGCAAUCCCCUACAACUGACCGGAUUGUUUUGGGAUUUGAAUAUCGGACAAGAACGGCGGAUUACUUUGAACAUAAACUUUGAGCUCCCCGUAAUUGCAUCAGGCGAUCGUUUGAAGUUCAAAAGUGUUUUUUUAGGUCAACGCACGAACGCCCAACACCAGGCCAUUUGGUUGUACAACGGUGAGGAAAAUGAAAUUGCAUAUGCGGUCGAAACGAAAAGCCUCGCGGCCUUCAAUAAAAAGAAUUACGGCGUGAUUUUCUCAUGUUUGGAUCCAGAAGGAACGAUCGGCUCUUACGAGCGUAAAGCUGUCGUGUUCAGUUUUUGUCCCAACAAAAUUGGGACAUUUCAAGCAACAGUUUUGGUGACAGUCGAUCAGAGAGAAUCACUGCUUGGCAUAGAAGCUCAAUCUACCAGCAUUAAAAUGCCAAUUGUUGCAAACUACGAAACGUGUCCGGCUUCUUACACCUUUUUGUCCGAGGAUAUCAUCGUUUACUUCAACAAAGACUACAUAAUCACGCCGCCGUUGCCAACUUUUGGGAGGGUGACGCAAAUUGUUAUUGUCCACAAUCACCAUCAGCGCGAUGUGUUGCAUUAUCAAUGGCAAAAUUACGAAAUACCAGGUGCACUGAAAGUCAAAGUGAAUCCGAUGAGUGGCUUGAUCCAGCCACAGUCACGUUUAACGUUUCUCAUCGAAGUAGUUGCUGGCAAGUACACGUGCUCGUUGGAUAUCGACGUGUUUUGUAAUUUCACGAAUGUCAGUGAAAGACGACUCGCGGAGAAGAGAAAGGCUCGACAAGAUGAUUUGUUGAGACAACUGAAAGAUGAAUUUACCAUAACUGAUAAGGGUAUAAGUUAUCCGAAAAAACCCGAAUUUGAAGAAGUGAAAGAAACAUCUACUUAUUGCAAGGCUUUAACGAUUAAAGUCGAUGUUUACGAUCCACGAGAUACCGACAGCAAAGUUGAAUUGAAGCAACAUUUGAAAAUUGUCACGCCAAUUGGGGAAAUUACACGAGAUACGGUUCCAUCCGAAGGUACUUUUUCAGAAAUCGAAAUCAACGAUUGCUCUCAGAUUUUGGAAUGCACCAUAUGGGACAUUAUCAACUGCAACUCAUUCGAUAAAACAUUGAAAAAUGAUCUGACAACAGUGCAUAAUCUCAAAUAUUCGCAGUUACCAACUGACAUUGUGAAAAGAAAAAUUCAAAAUGGGAGGAGUGACUGUGUUCUGCCUAAACAUUACAUCGAAGAUAUAUUGCACACUAUUAUAUGUAUGAGCGUUCAUGAAGAAUUUAAUCUCAACACCAACCACUUUUCACAUCCUACGGAUGCCCGAGAGAUAUCAUAUCACAAAGUAUAUUCCGAGGCAUCCAAUGAAAAAGCUGAAUAA